Trichoderma virens Gv29-8 is the source of this 1287-nucleotide messenger RNA. RefSeq lists its product as uncharacterized. The annotation marks the transcript as partial. The record is from RefSeq and is a predicted model, not a curated record. Gene Ontology annotation, molecular function: chromatin binding. Lineage: Eukaryota; Fungi; Ascomycota; Sordariomycetes; Hypocreales; Hypocreaceae. The transcript has 4 exons.
GCCGUCACGGACGAGAACCGUGCUGACUGUCCCUUCACUGUCACCGUUGUCUCAGAGCCGGAGCGCAGCGAGAGGGACGGCCCCAAGUCGAAGAAGAGGAAGCAUGACAAAUCCGACGAGGACACCAACAAAAAGGUCCAGACGCAAAACGCCGUUUUCCAUCCCGAAGGCAAAUUCAAGACGAGCCAAUCCUUGAAGCUCUACUACGCCGUAGAUCCCCGCAAGCAAUGGCUCGACAUGACACGCUACAACAGCUUCGUUCUGAACGGCGUCAAGUACUACACUGAAGACUUUGUCUAUGUGGCGAACGAGGCGACCAUGGAACGACAAAACUCCCUGCCUGCCGGCGCUACCAAAGUUGCCAAGAAGGCCGAUUACUGGGUAGCCCGGAUAUUGGAGGUUCGGGCCUCAGACGAACAUCACGUAUACGCCCGCGUAUAUUGGAUGUACUGGCCCGAGGAGCUGCCUUUGGGUACUCUGGACGGCAAGAAGCAAAUAUCUGGUCGCCAGCCAUACCAUGGACAGCAUGAGCUGGUCGCCUCCAAUCAUAUGGAUAUUAUCAAUGUUGUUAGUGUUGUGAUGGGCGUCAAUGUCAAGCAGUGGAUAGAAUCGAACGACGAUGACAUACAAGAAUCUCUUUAUUGGAGACAGGCGUUCAACUGCAGGACGUCGGAGCUAUCGUCGGUCGCCCUCGUCUGCAAGUGUAGGACUCCCGCCAAUCCCGACAAAACCUUGGUAGGCUGCUCCAAUAAGGCGUGCGAGGAGUGGAUGCAUUACGACUGCCUGCUCGACGAUGUCCUCACCCGAGUGUACGAUCGAUUGGGGACAGAUAUCCCCCACAAAUUGGAAAAGCCAGCCAUUAAGGAAGAGACAAAGGAAGAGCCAAAAGAUGAGCCAAAGGAAGGAACUAAGGGAGACCUGCCUUAUCGCCUGUUGAGCCCCUCAGUCGAGGGAGAAGACAGAAAAUCGCCAAUAGUUGCCAACAACGAGAUAAAAGAUCAAGUGCUCGUGAAGCAGGGGGAUGACGAAUCAUCCAAGGACACAGAAACUCCAACACCGGCACCGCAAAAUCCCUCGGACAAGUCUUCAAAAUUGGCCUUGGCAAAGCGAGGAAAGCGCAAGAAGUCGUCAAAGAAACCUUGGGAGGGUCUCUUCGAGGCUACGCUCAAGAUGAACGAAGGCCCCACGGUCUGGCAAGUAACAGAUUUAAGAGAGGGCGUUGAGGGAGGAGAGAAGAAGUGGACAGAACCGGCGUACUGCCUGCUGUGUGACACUCUCAUUGAGUAA